Messenger RNA from Botrytis deweyae, 1555 nucleotides. RefSeq lists its product as uncharacterized. Gene Ontology annotation, cellular component: mitochondrial inner membrane. Lineage: Eukaryota; Fungi; Ascomycota; Leotiomycetes; Helotiales; Sclerotiniaceae. The coding region runs from base 470 to 1369 and encodes 299 amino acids. The record is from RefSeq and is a predicted model, not a curated record. The transcript has 3 exons. Gene Ontology annotation, biological process: mitochondrial respiratory chain complex IV assembly.
UGGAAAACGGUAUGAGAAAGUUAACAAAUAUACCAGAGGUACCUACCGACUAUAUAAAAGAAGAAGAAGAAUCAAUUCCUUUGUGAACAUAAUAAAUCAACAUUAAUAUCAAUAUCAAUAUCACAUCUCUACAUCAUACUAACAUUUUCUCGGGAUUUGAUUCUAACCCCCUCCCCACUUCUUUAAAGAAAGACUUUUGAACGACAUCAUCGACUGACAGCUUAUUAACGACCCAUUUUCACGAAAACGAAACGUACGAUCGAUUCAAAGUUACUACAAAACACAAGCAACUGCAAAUAUAAAAUCAUCAACAAGCAGUAUAUUCAAGAACAACCAUCAAUUUACCUUUCCAAAGCUUCUUGCAAGAAUCAUUCUCCAUAUUACCCCUCAAUUCGAUCUCCAACCUACGAGGAAAUAGCUUGCCACAAGAGAAUUUCAUCAACCCCGCCAAAUCUACCACAUAUAAAAUAUGAAGAUUCUUACCAAGGAAGAAGAGGCUGAGCACUACAAUGCCACUUUAAAGGGUGGUAUUACAGGAGGUUUCGUUGGUCUCGCAAUGGGUGGCGCCGCACUCUAUGUGGCCAACAGACGAUUCCACACCAUUCGCAGUCUCACCAUUCCCAUGAAAAGUUUCCUCGUCUCAUCAUCCGGUACUUUCGCCGCCAUCAUCAGCGCGGAUCGCGCAUCUCGCUCAUACGAAUGGAAUCGCGACCCCUCGCGAAAUUACAAAGACAAAUCGACGCUCCUUCUCGAACAGGAAAAAGCGAAUGAAACUACUGCGCAGCGUCUCAAGGCAUGGGGAAAAGAAAACCGUUACUCAAUCGUUACCGCAUCGUGGGUGGCCAGUAUGGGAAUCGCCUUUGGGAUGGUUUCGAAAAACAAAUAUUUGACUGGAGCCCAGAAGUUGGUACAAGCAAGAGUCUAUGCGCAAGGGUUGACAUUGGCUGUAUUGGUUGCAUCAGCGGCAUUCGAGAUGGGAGAUGCAAAGAAAGGAACAGGAAGGUGGGAAACGGUUACGGUGUUGGAUCCCAACGAUCCGGAACAUAAACAUUUGAUUCAAAAGAAGAUUCACCACGAAGCUUAUGAAGGAGAGGAUUUAUGGCGUGAUAUGGUAGAAGCUGAAGAGCGCCGCAUUAAUGAACGCAAGAGAGCAGCGGAAGAAAGAAACCACUCCUCGAGCAAAACAUCCUCGGGUAAAGAAAACAAGGAUAAAAUCUCUAGGGAGAUGAAGAGUGCUGGAAAAGUAGCAUUUGCAGAUGCCAAGGAAAGAGAAGAGAAGAAUCAGGCCGAGCAGGCUGAGAAGGAAGCGGAUGCAAAAAACGAGUCGGCACAGUCUGAACCAAAAGUGAAUGGUAGAAAUAAGAUCUAAAAAUGGAGGGUUUCGCUACCGAAUCUUUCUGGUGUUUGUAUGGGCAUUGGAUGGCGCGCUGAGUGAUUUCUGGAUGAUAGAAGGGGAUAAUUAAAAAGGGGGGUGUUUGGAGAAGGGGUCGAGUAAUUUUGUAUAUACUCCGGUUCUUGUAUCAUUAGAAUGACAAACAAACAUGUCUCACGUAAA